GGGUGGCGGCAAGAUGGCGGCGGCCAUGGCGUGGCUGCGGCGCGGAGCCCGCGGGGCGGCUCGGGGGUGCGGGCUGGCGGCCGGGCGGAGCUACAGCGGCGGCGGAGCCUACCCCAGCGUAUCGCUGACGUGCCCGCUGCCCGGCGUGCCCAAGGCCGUGUUCGCGGCCGCCGAGGGCCGGGAGCGCUUCGAGACGAGGGUGACGGUGCUGGAGAACGGGCUGCGCGUCGCCUCCCAGAACAAGUUCGGGCAGUUCUGCACCGUGGGCAUUCUUGUGAAUUCGGGAUCAAGACACGAAGCAAAAUACCUUAGUGGUAUCUCCCACUUCUUGGAAAAGCUGGCCUUCUCUUCCACAGCUCAGUUUGGCAGCAAGGAUGAAAUUCUCCUCACCUUGGAGAAGCACGGGGGCAUUUGUGACUGCCAGGCAUCGAGGGACACCAUCAUGUACGCUGUGUCUGCUGAUGCCAGAGGCCUGGACACUGUGGUCAACCUGCUGGCCGACGUAGCGCUGCAGCCCAGGUUAUCAGAUGAGGAGAUCGAGAUGACCCGCAUGGCCAUACGGUUUGAGCUGGAGGACUUGAACAUGAGGCCUGACCCAGAGCCUCUGCUCACUGAGAUGAUCCAUGCGGCAGCCUUCAGAGACAACACAGUUGGACUGAACAGGUUCUGCCCCAUGGAGAACACGGACAAAAUCGAUCGGGCCGUGCUGCACUCGUACCUGUGCAGCUACUACACCCCUGACAGGAUGGUGCUGGCUGGGGUGGGCAUCGAGCACGAGCAGCUGGUGGAGUGUGCCAGGAAAUACCUGCUGGGAGUGGAGCCCGUGUGGGGCACUGGGCAGAGCAGGGGCGUGGACAGGUCCGUGGCUCAGUACACGGGAGGCAUCGUCAAGGUUGAAAAAGACAUGUCAGAUGUGAGUCUGGGCCCUACUCCCAUCCCAGAGCUCACCCACAUCAUGAUUGGGUUAGAAAGCUGCUCAUUUUUAGAGGACGAUUUCAUUCCCUUUGCGGUGCUAAACAUGAUGAUGGGAGGUGGUGGCUCCUUCUCAGCUGGAGGGCCUGGCAAGGGCAUGUUCACCAGACUAUACCUCAACGUGCUCAACAGGCACCACUGGAUGUACAAUGCAACCUCUUACCACCACAGUUACGAGGACACAGGUCUCCUGUGUAUCCAUGCCAGUGCAGAUCCCAAACAGGUUCGGGAGAUGGUGGAAAUCAUCACCAGAGAAUUCAUCCUCAUGGCAGGAGCAGUGGGAGAGGUAGAACUCGAGCGAGCGAAGACGCAGCUCAAGUCCAUGCUCAUGAUGAACCUCGAGUCUAGGCCAGUGAUCUUUGAGGAUGUGGGAAGGCAGGUGUUGGCCACCAACACAAGGAAGCUACCUCAUGAGCUCUGUGCUCUCAUCAGUCAGGUGAAACCUACUGAUAUCAAGAGGGUGGUCACUAAGAUGCUCCACAAGAAGCCAGCUGUGGCUGCCCUGGGUGACCUGACAGACCUGCCCUCCUAUGAGCACAUCCAGGCGGCGCUUUCCAGCAAGGACGGGCGGCUCCCGCGGCUGUACCGGCUCUUCCGAUAGAGCAGCGCGUCCUGCCAGGCUCACAGACUCCCUUCUUUUGGAACGUGGUUUUCAGAGUAUAAUGUUGCUGUACCACCCUCCCUCCCUCACAUCUUCCCAGCCAUGCUGUGCAACCAUGGAGCUGUGCUGCCACUGAGCAAAGCUGCUUCGGAGCACCGGACUGUGAAGAGCUCGCGUGGGAUUCCUUCCCGAGGGAUGGGGUGGCACCUUAAAGAGCUUGGCUUACACAAAGAAUAUUUAUAGCUGUUACCAGGUUGAACAAAGACUUGCUCAAACUGAAUUAGGACAAUAAUAGUUAUUAUCCCUGUCAAGUUUGGCAAAAAGUUUCCUGCAGCCCAGGUUUUGUUACAAAUCAUGGAUUCAUUUCGUCAGUAGUACCCACCAGGAGUCACAUGUCUGGGAAUUAACUUCAUCAUUUUGCUGGAGCUCAGAGGGAAGCAGACCCAUGGCAUAACCAAGUUUCUGUGGAGUUCAUCUGCAGAGAUACUGUGCAUAAUGCCACAUGGACACCUGAGAAUGAAAACGAUCCUGUUCUUCAGGUUUUUCACCCAGAAGUGAACUGUGCUAAAGAAUAAAAGUUCUUUUCCUCCAGGGUUGCUUUACAAACAGUUAUUAAAGGAGCUGCUGCUGCUGCUGCACCUUAAAACUUGUACCUCAUUUCCUCAGCGUCACUCAGAUGAACUUAAGGCCUUGCAAAAAGAAGACACAAUCAUUUGUCUCACAGCUGAGAUGUCCCUCAGCUGAGAGCCAAGAUCACAAAAUUACAGCAUUUAGAAACAUUACAGUCUUGACUGACUCCAUGGUACAGAAAGCCAAGUGCCACACGUGACGUGCUGAAGAAAUGAAGACUCAAACGAGGAAUAAAACAUUUGAUUUACAUAAUCCCCCAACACAUGGGUUUAAAAAUAUAAACAGCUGCAUUGCAGCACUUCACUGCUAGCUGUGUAUGGUGAGGAGCAAUCAAACUGGGAGCAGAGCACUGUGAGGCAGCUAUUUACCUGCUUUACCCCAUCCUUUCCUUGUGCAACCAGAAGAAAACGUUGCAUUGCUUCUCAUGCAGCCCACAGUCUGGAAAUCCUGUUCAGUUGUUGUGUAUGUUUGUAAGGAAAUAAAGAGGCCUCUAAACAGCUGGAGCAAGUA
Chiroxiphia lanceolata (lance-tailed manakin) is the source of this 2713-nucleotide messenger RNA. It is a transcript of the gene PMPCA, whose product is annotated as peptidase, mitochondrial processing subunit alpha. Gene Ontology annotation, cellular component: mitochondrion. NCBI's taxonomy places the organism in Eukaryota, Metazoa, Chordata, Aves, Passeriformes, Pipridae. Gene Ontology annotation, molecular function: metalloendopeptidase activity; metal ion binding. Bases 14 to 1573 code for a protein of 519 amino acids. The transcript is spliced from 13 exons. The record is from RefSeq and is a predicted model, not a curated record.